This is a messenger RNA of Penicillium griseofulvum, 1308 nucleotides long. Its product is annotated as serine incorporator domain-containing protein. The record is from RefSeq and is a predicted model, not a curated record. The transcript has 2 exons. Lineage: Eukaryota; Fungi; Ascomycota; Eurotiomycetes; Eurotiales; Aspergillaceae. Bases 1 to 1308 code for a protein of 435 amino acids. Gene Ontology annotation, cellular component: membrane.
AUGGCGACGAGAAUCGCCUAUGCCUUCAUCCUUUUGAUCAACUCCAUCAUAUCCUGGAUUAUGCUCACACCAUGGGCUCUGAAGAAAUUACAACAUCUGACACUGGAUUAUAUGGAGAUUCGAUGCGACGGGAAGGAAUGUCACGGCUGGGUCGCAGUCCAUCGUAUUAAUUUCGCCCUCGGUCUCUUUCAUUUGAUCCUCGCUCUUUUGCUUCUCGGGGUUAAAAACUCGAAAGAUACUCGCGCCGCUCUCCAGAAUGGAUACUGGGGCCCGAAAGUCAUUCUCUGGGUGGCCUUUGUCGUCAUGUCUUUCUUUAUCCCCGAACCCUUCUUCUUUGUCUAUGGCAACUAUAUCGCAUUCUUCUGCGCAAUGCUCUUUUUGCUUUUGGGUUUGAUCCUUUUGGUGGAUCUUGCGCACUCGUGGGCAGAGCUAUGUCUGCAGAAAAUUGAAGACAGUGACUCUCGGUUAUGGCGCGGUCUGCUUAUUGGAUCCACCCUCGGCAUGUAUUUGGCAUCUUUGGUCAUGACCGUUCUGAUGUACAUCUUCUUCGCGAAAAGCGGUUGCUCUAUGAACCAGGCUGCCAUCACCAUUAACCUAGUCGUAUUUUUGAUCAUCUCUUUCGUCUCUGUUCAACCAGCAGUGCAAGAAUCAAAUUCCCGCGCAGGACUAGCUCAAGCUGCAAUGGUCACUGUCUACUGCACGUACCUCACCAUGUCUGCCGUUUCGAUGGAACCAGAUGAUAAACAGUGCAACCCCCUCGUCCGUUCCAACGGAGCAACCAGGACUGCAACGGUCGUUCUCGGUGCGAUUGUUACUAUGCUGACUAUUGCAUACACUACCACACGUGCUGCCACUCAAGGAAUUGCCCUGGGAUCGAAGGGCGGCCACGGCUACAUCCAACUUGGUGCAGAUGACAACGAACACGGAUUGGUGACCCAACAACCGAACGUCCGUCGGGAGAUGCGCGCCGAAGCUCUCCGGGCUGCUGUUGAGAGCGGCAGUCUUCCUGCCAGUGCCCUGGAUGAUAGUGAUGACGAGGAUGAGUAUGACACCACGAAAGACGACGAGCGUGGUUCAACCCAAUACAAUUACUCGCUCUUCCACAUCAUCUUCUUCCUCGCCACGACAUGGGUAGCUACUUUGUUAGUCCAGGGACUGACGGUGGAUACCACGACAGAUUUCGCACCAGUAGGCCGCACAUACUGGGCCAGCUGGGUGAAGAUCGUUAGCUCCUGGGUCUGCUAUACUAUCUAUCUGUGGACUCUGAUUGCGCCUGUUGUGCUGCCGGAGCGCUUCGGUGUUUAUUAG